AUGUGCUGGAGCGGGUGCCCCCCCCCCCGGCCCGGUCUGCCCCGGCCCCGCUUCUCGCUCUACCUGUCGUCCCAGCUCCAGUACGGCGUGGUGCUGGUCUACCACCGCCAGUGUGUCAUCCUCCUGGAGGAGCUCCAGUCUGUCCUGGUCCAGAUUCUGAGACAGAGGAGCACCAAGACAAUUGACCUGGAAAGCCAGAGCAGAAAGGCCAGGGUGCUGCCAGACACUCUGUCCCUGCUGGAGGAGGCCGGGGGGGCGCUGGACCCCUUAUUCGGAGUGAUGCGGGAGCUCAUGCCCAGCCCCAGUGCUCUGAUGGAGAUGACCCCUGAGCGUCAGCGGGACGCCUCCUCCCCGCCUCCGGAGGCCUCCCGUCCAGAGACCUACGCCACUCCAGAGGUGGAAACCGGCAUCACGGCGUCCCCAGACUCCAUCACCAUGAGGGAGCCGGAGCCCGUCACCAUCCCCAGAGCCGAGUUCGAGGGAGAAGACCUCAUCGACCGCCAUCCAGACAUCAUAGACAUCCUGCUGGCCCAGGACGGCCACUUCCCAGAAGAGUUGCCCAGAGAAGAAGCGACGCCCGGAGAAGGAGAGCCCGAGAGGCAGAGACCGGACCGGGAGGGAAUGCUGACCCCCCGUCAGGCCACCUCUGAGCACGCCCCCCUGACGCCCCCGCCGGGGCCGGACACGCCCGCCAGACCUGCCAGGGACCAGCGCACCCCCACCCCAGAGCCCGCCGGGCCCCCGCCGCCCGCCGCAGAGACGCGGCCCGAGAGGCGUCCAGGAAGCCUCCAGCAGGAGGGUUCCCCCGAGGUGACCGCGGCCAGCAUGAAGAAGAGGAGGAGGCAGCUGGUCUUCUUCGACCCGGAGACGCAGCUCUCCCAGGAGGAGCAGGAGCAGCGGCUGCAGGACCCUCUGACCGAGACCCGGCCCCCGGUCCUGCUGCCCACCCCCUCUCUGUGGAUGCCCCCUGCCUCCGAGCUGCUGAACACCCCCCGCAGCUUCCUACCCGAGGAGAUUCGGUUUCUAUGGAGACAGGCGGCCACCAUCACGCCCCUCUUUGGCUCGGACCUUCUGGCCGGGGAGAGAGGGCCCGAGUCCUCUGACUCGGAGCGGGAGCAGGAGAGGAUGGAGGAGGUGGCGGAAAUCGAGGAGCAGAGAGUUGACGUCCAGAGAGAAAUGAUGGAACCAGAGAUGUUUGAUACUUCAGCUCAGGGCACGCUGCCACUGGAGGCCUCCGACCAACCGGAGACGUCUCAAGAAAUAUCCCCUUUAGUCUCAUUGGAGAGAGAGGGGUCCACCGUCUCCAGGUCCGUGUCCCUGCUGCAGGACAUCCCGGAGGUGCAGGACGAAGCGAUGGACGCUCUUGGGGAAGAGUCUCCCGGGUUGAUGCCGGGGCUGGAGGAGCUGGAAGAGGAGCCCCUGCUCUUUCACUCCCUCCUGCCGGCGGGGGCGGGCCGUGCGGCGGUCAGCAGGGCCUUCCAGAGGCUGCUGGAGAAUCUGACGGCCAGGAAGAUCUGUGCGGAGCAGGACCAGCCCUACGGGGACAUCUCCAUAUUCCCAGGCCCGGGAUACCAGGACCUGCGCUCGGUUGUGUGA
Menidia menidia (Atlantic silverside) is the source of this 1596-nucleotide messenger RNA. The record is from the annotation of a GenBank genome assembly. NCBI's taxonomy places the organism in Eukaryota, Metazoa, Chordata, Actinopteri, Atheriniformes, Atherinopsidae.